Aethina tumida (small hive beetle) is the source of this 1011-nucleotide messenger RNA. RefSeq lists its product as uncharacterized. NCBI's taxonomy places the organism in Eukaryota, Metazoa, Arthropoda, Insecta, Coleoptera, Nitidulidae. The transcript is spliced from 2 exons. The coding region runs from base 40 to 894 and encodes 284 amino acids. The record is from RefSeq and is a predicted model, not a curated record.
CUCGUGUUGUGGCAAUACUUACACCAAAAAUUUGACAAAAUGGAAACGAAUGUGACAUCAGUAAACGGUACAGUGGUGGACACACCAAAAAUUAGAUCCGUCUGGUACUUCACCUUUGAAUUUUUGAAACUAGUUUGUGCUUUAGCAUCAAUUAUCUCCAACUACGUAUUGAUAUACGCCAUCGUGAAACUGAGGAAGAAGGAUUUGCUCCACUUUUACGUACUUUUAUGGUGCAUUUUCACCAGUUUGUUCAUGGUGCUGUCGCCAAUCACCAACCUGGUGACCAAUAAAGAGCUGAUGUUUCCCAUUGAAGUGGACGGAGAAGUUUGGUGUCCCAUUUAUGAAUUGGAAUGGAGUAUUUUGAUCACAAGUUUCGUACUUAUGACGUUCGUAAGUAACGACUGGUUUAUAACAAACUUUUUCAAAGGAUUCCACGAGUACUGCAACCAAAAGGCGGUACUAGUUAAAAUCAUCAUCUGCGUUUUGAUCUGCAUCACCAUACUGUUCUCCCAGGUCUCGUGCCUCUCCGAAGACGACUUCGAACACAACAACUCACUAAUGUACAACAUCAUCACGAUGGUACUGAUAGUUGUCACCCAACAAUGUCUAAAACUUUAUUACAGUUACAGACACGGAAAGGAGUUGGACCAAGGCUUGGGGAUAUCGCUUCCCGCCAUUUUCGUGUUGAGUUGGUUGCCGUUUUUGCUCUACAUGCCGCUGCACAAGUACUCGGAAGUGGAAUACGCGGUACUCUGUUACCUUAACCUGUUGAGGUAUCUGAUUGCCGAUUGUAAUUCCAUCUUUAACGUAGUGUACUUGGCAAUAACAGAGCCGGACUACAGGAAGGCGAUGCAGGAAGCCAUUUGGUGCACGUACUGCAACUGUUUCUUGUGAUAAGAGUUGUUUGUAAAUAAAUUGUUUAAUUUAUUUUAUCUAUUAAGUGUGCAUUUAUGUUGAAAUCUAUUUUAUUUCUUUCAGAAACAAAUAAUAAUACAAUAAUAUAUAUCAUAA